This is a messenger RNA of Rhodotorula toruloides NP11, 2001 nucleotides long. Its product is annotated as aspartic-type endopeptidase. The coding region runs from base 1 to 2001 and encodes 666 amino acids. Lineage: Eukaryota; Fungi; Basidiomycota; Microbotryomycetes; Sporidiobolales; Sporidiobolaceae. Gene Ontology annotation, biological process: proteolysis. Gene Ontology annotation, molecular function: aspartic-type endopeptidase activity. The record is from RefSeq and is a predicted model, not a curated record. The transcript has 7 exons.
AUGGUCCCGCCGCCCGCCCAUCCCCUCGCCGUCCUCCUGGCCGCUAGCGCCGCUCUCCUCUCGAAUCUCGCCGCGGCAGCCGCUCCACCACCUCCGCCAGCGCUUCCAGUCGCGACAGCAGCACCUACGACAUACUCGCCGCCGCCUGCGCCGUCUACGAACGCACAGGGAGGCGUCCACAUCCCGUUGCUGCGACGGAACGGUCACUUGGCGCGCCGAGCCGCUUCCGACGACGAGCUUCGCGAGAUCCUGCGCGGAUGGGCCGUGAGGGAGAAGGGCAGGCUGCUUGGCAAGUACGGUUCGAGCGAGGAGCGGCUCAGAAAGAGGGCGGUAGACGGACAGCGGAGCGUGCGCAGAGAGGAGGCGGUGCUUGACCUCGACGAGCGAGAUGCGGACGACGAGGGCGUCGAGGCGAGUCGACGACGACGGAGAAGAGUACGGGCUAUCGAGGAGAGGCAACUCGGAGCGCCCGGCGGCGGCGCACUCGGUUCUCACACCGCGCUCAGUACCGCCGGAGUUGGCGGGAGUUCCGCAGCGUCGUCGCUGUCGGGAUCAGGAUUGGGCUCGGUGACGCAGACGAGCAGCACGACACAUACCGCGCCGACGUCGCUGCCGACCCCGAGCAACGCACCGGUCGGCGAGGUUCGCCUGCUCAACUACGACGCAGAUCUGUCAUACUAUGCGCCAGUCGGCAUCGGCGUCCCUGCGCAGUACAUGAACUGCAUUCUCGAUACGGGUUCCGCCGACUUGUGGGUCGCCUCGGAAGAGCUCUGCGCCUCCUCCUCCGGCUGCCCCUCGUCCGUCCCGCUCUACAACACCUCGCUCUCCACCACCCAAAAGGACAUGAACACGUCCUUCCUCGUCAAAUACGGGUCGGGCUCGGCGCAGGGAGAGAUCGUGCAGGAUUACGUCUCGUUUGGAGGGUACAACGUCUCGAAUCAGGCGUUUGCGGUGGUCGACAGUGUUAGUCGGGAUCUGCUGGGCGGAGACAUUGGUGGUCUCAUGGGCCUCGGCUGGCAACCGCUCGCCGCAUCAGGCGUGACCCCCUUCUGGCAAAACCUGUACCAAGCGCCCGCCCUCCCCUUCCCCGGCUUCGGAGUCUCCCUCACGCGCUUCGUCAACGUCACCAACGCGUCCGCCAUCGAACCCGGCGGCUCCCUCACCUUCGGCUACCUCAACGCGUCUCUCUACUCUUCCGAAAUCAACUACGUUCCCAUCCCUUCGGGGAUGGAAUCGUUCUGGGUUGUGAGGAUGGACCAGGUUGCGGUGAAUGGGACGAAUGUGACUAGUUGGGCGACGCAGCAGGGGCAGGGACAGUUUGUUGCGAUCGAUACGGGUACGACCUUGAUCGGCGGUCCGAAGGAUGUCGUGCAGGCGAUUUAUGCGCAGGUUCAGGGCGCGAAGGCGGCCACGGGAGCGUAUAGCGGCUAUUAUUCCUACCCGUGCCGGCAGAACGUCACCGUCGGCCUGACUUUCGGUAACGUCACCUACAACAUGUCGACCGCCGACUUCAACCUCGGGCCGUUCGGGAUCGACUCGACGACGGAUCAGGCGACGUGCUUGGGCGCGUUCUUUGAUCUGAGCUUUGGAAGCAAUAGUCGGAUUAGCUGGGUGAUCGGCGCCGCGUUUCUCAAGAACGUCUACUCGGUCUUCCGCGCCUCCCCACCCUCCGUCGGUUUCGCCCUCCCCCCAAACUCGACCCUAAUCCGCUAUCCCUCGUGGCCAUCGAACUCUUCCGACCCAGCGCACGACGGGAACCUCACUGCUCCACCAGGCGGAAUCUACGGGCCGAGCGGGACGAUAGGCGGCGACGCUUCGACUGGUUCGCCGAGCGUGAGGACGACCCUCGUGGCGGCGAAUACGGUGACGACCGCUGUGCAGGCUGGAGGCGGGACGGGGAGGACGUCGAGCGGUGCGGUGCGGAGAACGCUGGUUGAAUGGGCGGCCGUGGGAGGGACGGCGGCGGCGCUCGUCGUCGGAGUUGCGAUUGUUGCGGUUUGA